CCCUCACAAACACCCAUAGACAUGCAUGCUGUAACCUCAACUCUUGAGUGGGCUCAGUGCCAUGCUUUUUAAUAUCAUUAACAGGUGGCUUUCUAAAAUAGAAUCAAGAAAUGCUCACACAUGUACUCGCACACAUAGCAACGCAAGGAGAUACAACCAUCAUGCUAGCAUGGAGACGCACACAGAAAUCUCUCAGAUACAUUCAGCAGGGCAGCCAUGAAGUAACAAUUGACAGACAGACUAGACCCAAUGCCAACGACCCUAAAAAAAAAAAAAAAAUCAUUGAUAUCAUUAUGCCCGGACAUGGGCGUGAUCUUUUUCAGACGCAAACAACCCCCCACCCCCGACUCACGGUGUACCAUGUCGAUGUCCUCCCUCUUUAAAGCCCUCUUGCGUACUUUCUGUCCGUCUCAGAGAAAACCCCUCUGCAAACCGGCCUUCACGUAUUCGACACUUGACAGAGUAACCAGUCUGACCAACCCCUGACUUCAUCACCUCCUCCACAUCAUUCACAUCUUCAAGCUUAGGGCUAAAUUGUGUGAAUGGGCAAUGCCUGCAACUCCCAGCAUCCUUCAGCUGUCUAUCUGGCCUUAACGCCUCCAUUAUUAACAUCCUCUUCUGACGAAGCCUUCCUCACCUCUAGACUAGAUUGAUCUUGCUGGAUCAAUCUAACUCAGACCUCUCCAGCACUAACUGUCUUUGUUUGUCCUCUCAUCUGAUUAUUUUGUUCUCAAUCAUCUACGAAGACUUAAAUGUCCUUACAAAAUAAGCCGCUGUCUCUUAUUCACUUAUUUGGAUCUCUAAAGCUGCAAAUCAAUCAUGUGGUCCACGUUCAUCGUGCAGGAUGAAGAGGUAAGGACAGGGAAUGCAUCUUCUGGGGUACACCAACCUUCCUGUGCGCUGGAUGGGUUUUUGGGAUCACGGGGCGGCGGACGCAAGCGCCGACACAGAACACACCCCAGUUCUGCAGAUGGAAUUAGUGAAAACCAAGAGGGCAAAAUCAAGCUGACGUUAUUCUUGGCUGUAACCGGCAUCCUGCUCACUGUGCUCGGUGUGGGCACAGAGUUCUGGGUGGAACUUACACCAUCCAAAAGCUUCUACAACAAUCAGACUUGUCUGGUAGCACAUUAUGGCUUAUGGAAAUGCUGUACCAAGACAUUCUGGGUGUCAGAUAUGGACACAAAGCAGGAGAUCUGUGGGCAUUUGCACUUACAGGGAGAAUCCAAUUGCACCUUCUUUAAGUUCUACACCACUGGAGAAAACAUUGUCCUAUUUCAGAAAACGCCAGAAAAGAAUCUGACAGUAGCAUCGGCCAUGUUUGCUAUCAUUAGUCUUUUCCUGAUGGUGAUGGGAUCUAUCUGCAUUAUCAUGGCAGUGAGCAAAGGUGUUCAGUUCUUCUUGAAGCCAGCCGCAGUUUGCUUCAUUCUGUCAGGUGUCUUAAUCUUCAUCUGCCUCAUAGUUUUCCACCAAUCAGUGCUUUCAUACUUAGCAAGUGACCAAUCCAUACCUCUACACCAUGAAAUGUCAUGGUCAGUGACGUGUGUGGGCUGCGCAGGGGCUCUGGUUGUUGUUGCUGGCGUCUUGUUCUUGGUCCUUGCUCUUCCAUACAGUCCAUGGGAAAAGUGCUUACCUAAGAAGAACAGUGACAUCUAAGUAGUGUGGAGAUUGACUCAUUCAGUUUUCACUGAAUCCUAUUGAUAACGUGGAACAGAUAACAGCAGUAUUCUAAUACAUUCUGGUGAAUUUGGGAAACAAAGGAUUCAUGAACUUACACACACAAACAUGGUGGUUGGCAAUGUGAUUAUAGAUGAGUUGGCACUGGAGAGUAUACUGCUGGAAAUGUAACAGGAGGUGGCCCAGACAUUUUGGCAGAUUAUAUGUACCAUUAGGAUGGAAUGGUUCAGUAAAUAUCGAGCCUAAAAAACUAAUAUAUAUUAGUUGAUAUACCAGAACAGCUCAAUAAUGUUUUGUGUAAAACUUGUGUGCAAUAUUUAAUUUUUUUGUUGUUGAACUAUUCCUUUUAUUUGUUUGUUUUUAAAUUUUAUAAUAUAUAUGUUCUAUGUGACAAAUAUAAUAUAGCAUAACAAUUGAUGCUGUAUAUUUUAGUUGACUUUAUAUACUGGAGGGGCCGUUUAGAAAAUGUAUAAAAUCUAGGACUAUAAUUUUGCAAUAGUUUUGGAAUUUUGCUAAAAUAUAAUUGUGGUGUAAAUGUCUUAAUUGGCAUGAUUGGGUUUCCAGAGGCAAAGUAAAAUGGACCGUAACUUUACAAUUGUAGGUAACAGAAAUGAAACUAAUUUAUGCUUUUAUAUUUAAGUUGAUGCAGAGAUUUGCAAGUUUUGACCUAGUCUUGGCAAGGUACAUCCCCCAAGCACCUACCUUUUCUCCUUCAUUAUGUAACUCAGCAAAUCAGCAUUAUGGAAAUCAGCAAUUCAUGUCUCCCUGUUAAUUUUUGUACCUAUGGUGGAGGAAAUAAGUGAUCCACUUGAAAUCCACAACAAAGAUGACAUCAAUGAAUUUAUUCUGCUGCUGAUCAACACUGAUUAUUUAUUAACAGAAGUGCCUUGAAGCAACGUGAAGACAUGAAGCAACCACAUGGAAUCUUGCAUUGCAUAUUUGAAAAACAGCACUCACUUUCUUUCUUUUUUUUUUCUUUUCUCUUUUUUUAAGCAGUGGACAAAACUGUGCACACUGCUGUGCAGCACUGUCAAUAAAUCAUAAAUAAAGUGAUUAUUUACAGGAA
Messenger RNA from Megalobrama amblycephala (Wuchang bream), 2740 nucleotides. It is a transcript of the gene cacng6a, whose product is annotated as calcium channel, voltage-dependent, gamma subunit 6a. Gene Ontology annotation, biological process: regulation of calcium ion transmembrane transport via high voltage-gated calcium channel. Gene Ontology annotation, molecular function: calcium channel regulator activity. NCBI's taxonomy places the organism in Eukaryota, Metazoa, Chordata, Actinopteri, Cypriniformes, Xenocyprididae. Bases 820 to 1653 code for a protein of 277 amino acids. The record is from RefSeq and is a predicted model, not a curated record. Gene Ontology annotation, cellular component: membrane; L-type voltage-gated calcium channel complex. The transcript has 5 exons.